AUGAGCGGCGUCGUCGUGCUCUCGCAGCUUGUGCACCCAAAAUUCAAGAGUAUCGCCCGCCGCGACGUGGUCGUGUGGAAGCGAGCGCGCCUCGAGUACGAGACCUCCAUGCGGCGCGAGUGUCAACGAACGAACCGGAGCUACGCAUCGACGUGUGUUCCGGUCCGCAAUUCGUUCGCUUCCGUGGGGUUUCUCGAGUUCCUGAUGAAGACGAAGUGGGGCCUUUGGGACGACUACAAACUGCUGAACGUACCCGAAGACAAACUGUGGGAAGCGAUCAACGACAUCAUCGACAAGAAGACGAACAAGACGGCGCUCACGUACGACAAGGUUUUUACCUUGCUCGCCUUCGACCACAACGAAGAAGAUAUCGAAGACCGGCAUGGCUUCAGCGAGAAGCUCAAGAACGGCAAGAUCAAGGCGAAGAUCUUCAAGGCGCUUGUCGAACGGAUUCGUCCCCAGGAACUACUACAGACGGACGUGAAGCAGCAGAUGGAUGAGAAAAUGGCGGUCAAGGAGCAUGCUGGCCUCAAACACCUUGGGAAGAUCAUCCUGAAGCGAGCACUUCUCUUCAAGUCGUGGAGCCCCGAGACGAAGCGCUUUCGCGACAAGGAGUCGUCCGACGAAGAAGAAGAAUAGCAAGGUGCGCGCGAGAAGUAGAAGAAGCGCAAAUUCAAGCAGGAGGACACCGAGCCACCAGUGCAGGAGGAUACCGAGCCACCUGUGCAGAAGGACACCAAAC
Molecule: messenger RNA, 742 nt
Organism: Saprolegnia parasitica CBS 223.65
Lineage: Eukaryota; Oomycota; Saprolegniomycetes; Saprolegniales; Saprolegniaceae
Exons: 2
Coding region: 1-639 (212 amino acids)
Source: RefSeq, a predicted model, not a curated record